CAACCCUAUUGUAAAAACUCUCGUUUUUCUCUCCUUGAAAUACUGCGAGAAUUAUGGAUUCGAGAUUCACCCAUAGCACUCUUUCCUCAAGAUGUGAUUAUAAGGCUGAAUACAAGUCGAAUAACGGUGAUGAAGAGAGAAGCAGCAAAUACUCUUUUGUGAGUGCUCUAUGUAUGAGCGGAGGAGAGGGAGACAACAGCUACUCCACCAACUCUCUUCUUCAGAGAAGGGCAUUAGCAAAGGCUAAGCCGGUUUUGGUUAAGAGCAUAAAGGAACUGAUGACGGGAUUGAACUUUCCUAAAUACAUUAAAGUAGCUGAUUUGGGUUGUUCUUCGGGACAAAACACGUUCUUGGCAAUGUCUGAAAUCAUCAAUACAGUCAAUGUGUUAUGUCAAAAGUGGAACCAAAAUCCACCAGAAAUAGAUUGUUGUCUAAACGAUCUCCCUAGUAAUGAUUUCAACACGACAUUCAAAUUCUUACACUCCUUCAAAGAGAAGAACCUCACAUGCAAAAUGGCAUACUUCGUUUCUGGAGUACCAGGUUCCUUCUACUCGAGGCUUUUCCCUCGUAAGAGUCUCCAUUUAGUACAUUCCUCUUAUGGCCUCCAUUGGCUCUCUAAGGUUCCUGAAGGACUUGAGAAGAACCACAUGAAUGUGUACAUCACAACCUCAAGUCCCCUAAGUGCAUACAUGGCUUACCUAAAACAAUUCGAAAGAGAUUUCACGACAUUUCUAAAACUGCGUUCUGAAGAGAUGGUUUCUAAUGGACGUAUGGUUCUCACUUUCACUGGUAGAAACAAUAUGGAUAAUCCAUUGCAUAGAGAUUGUUGUCACUUUUGGACAUUAUUAUCCAAAUCUCUCCAUGAUCUUGUCAUCGAGGGUCUUGUGAGUGCCUCGAAGGUAGAUUCGUUCUACAUGCCUUUUUAUGAUCCAAGCAUAGAAGAAGUUAAAGAAAUAGUAGGGAAAGAGGGCCUUUGAAAUCAAAAAUUUUGAGGCACAUGAAUAUGAUCUUGGCCAUUGUAACCAAGACGGGUCAAAGAGAAGUAAAUCAGGGCAAAAUGAAGCCAAUUACAUAAGAGCGGUGAGUGAACCAUUGCUCGUGGCUCACUUUGGAAAUGCCAUUAUCAACAGAUUGUUUAGCAAGUUCGCACAUCAUGUGUCUCAACAUGCUGGUUGCAGAAACAAAACUACCGUUAGUCUAGUAGUUUCAUUGACUCGCAAAUAACUACUAUUAUGUAAUAAAGUUUGUCUUGGCGAGUUAUGUGAAGGGUCAAAAGAAUUUUACGUAUUUUUUUCUCUGACGUAUUACUAUCAUCGAUAUCAUACAUGACAUGAGUUCCUGCGUUUUAGUGAAGAUGCGGCGAAGCUGCUGAAUCUACCACACUCUCUUGGCCUGUUGUGUUCUUAAAAUUCAAAAUUGUUGUUACUUCAUGCUUUUGUAUACCAUUUCAAUGUUAUCUAGGACCUUCCGCUUCUACUCAAACGAUUGUGUAAGUUACAAAUCUACAAUUCUGUAUUUUGUCAAACC
Molecule: messenger RNA, 1527 nt
Organism: Eruca vesicaria subsp. sativa (arugula)
Lineage: Eukaryota; Viridiplantae; Streptophyta; Magnoliopsida; Brassicales; Brassicaceae
Source: the annotation of a GenBank genome assembly